AUGAAUCAUUGGUAUGCAAGAGUGUUUGAACCGUUAUCACGCGGUCCUGUUGUGAAACUAGUUGAGUUUAUACGAACCAAAGGAGUACUUAAAAGGUACGUCCAGUGUGUAUCUUGUAAUCAAGAUAUGGUAAAAAGACCAUACACAAGAAACAGAGAUGGCUUGGCGUUUAGGUGCCUUACUACGAGUUGUAUAAAUUAUAAAAAAUAUUUCUCAAUUCGCAACGAGUCAUUGUUAUCGAACUUGAAUGUAUCACUGAGUAGCAUACUAAAAGCGUGUUUUAAAUGGCUAAAUAACUUACACAAGUACAAAAAAGAUCUGAGGUUAAUGUGGGUAAUGAUAGUACAAUAA
Messenger RNA from Hepatospora eriocheir, 351 nucleotides. NCBI's taxonomy places the organism in Eukaryota, Fungi, Microsporidia, Hepatosporidae. The record is from the annotation of a GenBank genome assembly.